Messenger RNA from Gopherus evgoodei (Goodes thornscrub tortoise), 2660 nucleotides. It is a transcript of the gene TMEM39B, whose product is annotated as transmembrane protein 39B. Gene Ontology annotation, cellular component: membrane. The record is from RefSeq and is a predicted model, not a curated record. The transcript has 8 exons. The coding region runs from base 1034 to 2503 and encodes 489 amino acids. NCBI's taxonomy places the organism in Eukaryota, Metazoa, Chordata, Testudines, Testudinidae.
CUGGCCUCUGUUGGAAGACAGGAUACUGGGCUGGAUGGACCUUUGGUCUGACCUGCUAUGGCCGUUCUUAUAUUCUAAUUGAGGGGCAUGGCUAUUACGCCUUAACAAAGUUCUGUUAAUUGGGAGGUUAAGGGACAAUGAAAGACAAAUAACACAACAGAGUUUUAAGCAGUCAAGGCCCUCAAAAAAAAACAAAAAAACCCUCCCCUUUUAAUAGUUCAAUUUGUGCUCUGAUGUUUGCCAUCUUACUAUUUCUAUACACAUUGAAUUGUCUUCCAGCCAAGACAGGAUUUAAAUGUUCAGCAUAAAAGAACAAGCAGAUUUUUGUUGUUGUAAAAAAAAAUUCAGAUUAUUAUUGUUUAUACUGUGGUAGUAUGUAGGACCCCAGGCAUGGACUGUACAGACAGUCUUGCCCCCAAAGAGUUUACAGUCUUUGUCCAUUGGAAAGAAGCAAAAAGGGCAGAAGCCCAACUUUUUUCUUCUGAAGGCCUCUUUAAGAGAGGAAGAAUGGAUUUGUGGUUAAGGCAUAAAACUGUGAUUAAGGAGACCUGGACCUUCAGGCAAGCCAUUUAAUCUCUCUGGCCAGAUUCUCAGAAGUUUUUAGGCUCCUAACUUCCAUUUAUUUCAGUGAAAGUUAGAAUCCAAAUACCUUUGAGGAUCUGUUUUUUAUGGAAUUGUUGUAGCCACGUUGAUCCCAGGAUAUGAGAGAGACAAGGUGGGUGCUGUAGUAAUUUUUAUUGAACCACCUGCUUCUCUUGGUGAAAGAGACAAGCUUUUAAGCAACAUGGAGUUGUUCUUCAGGGCUUUGAGCAUCUGGGCCCCUGUACCUACAUUGUCCCAUCUGUAAAAUAGGGAUAACACUAUAGAGGUGCUGUGAAGUUAGGUGCAAGAGGUGUGUGAAAGUUACCUACCUACUCUGCUUCAAAUCCACGUGUGUUAUAAAUCUUUCCUUUUCAGUUUUAAGGAUUGAAGAAAUAGUCAAACAGUGAGCAGCAGUCAACCUCUCAGGGCAGUCUCCAUACCCUUUGUUGUUAUGGCAGGGGGAAGGCGGGGCCCUAACCGGACAUCCUACUGCCGAAAUCCUCUUUGUGAAACGGGGGCUACUGGGGGUUCUGGACAUUCCAUGAGUUCAUCGGUCACUGGUGUGCGCUCACGUACCAGGAGCGGUUCAGGUACGGGCCUCUCCAGCCCUCCUCUGGCAACCCAGACAGUGGUUCCGCUCCAGCACUGUAAGAUCCCAGAGCUGCCUGUGGAGAGGAGUGUCUUGUUUGAACUUCAGCUCUUCUUCUGUCAUCUCAUUGCUCUCUUUGUCCACUACAUCAAUAUCUACAAAACUGUGUGGUGGUACCCGCCCUCCCACCCUCCAUCACACACAUCACUGAACUUUCAUCUCAUUGACUUCAACGUGCUGACGGUGACGACAGUCGUCUUAGCGCGCAGGCUGAUCGGUGCCAUUGUGAAGGAGGCUUCACAAAGUGGCAAAGUCUCCCUGCCCCGCUCCAUUUUCCUUGUGAUUACUCGGUUUGCGGUCCUCACUGGGACAGGCUGGAGCCUGUGCCGGUCAAUAAUUCACCUCUUCAGAACCUACUCGUUCCUCAAUCUCUUGUUCCUGUGUUACCCGUUCGGCAUGUACAUUCCUUUUCUCCAGCUGAACUGUGACUUCCGGAAGACAGCCCUCUUCUCCCAAGUGGCUAACAUUGGCCCCCGAGAAACCGGGGAAGUGAACUCCAGGGGUAAAGACUAUCUAACAGUUUUAAAGGAGACCUGGAAGCAGCACACCAGGCAAAUGUAUGGCAUAGAGGCCAUGCCCACCCAUGCAUGCUGCCUCUCUCCAGACCUGAUCCGCAAUGAGGUGGAGUAUUUGAAGAUGGACUUUAACUGGAGGAUGAAAGAGGUGCUGGUGAGCUCCAUGCUCAGUGCCUAUUAUGUAGCCUUUGUGCCUGUCUGGUUUGUCAAGAACACUCAGUAUUAUGACAAACGGUGGUCAUGUGAGCUGUUCCUGCUGGUGUCCAUCAGUACGUCUGUGAUUCUGAUGCAGCAUCUCCUGCCUGCCUGCUACUGCGACCUCCUCCACAAAGCUGCUGCACACCUGGGCUGCUGGCAGAAGGUCGAUCCUGCCCUAUGCUCCAAUGUGCUACAGCAUCAGUGGACAGAAGAAUGCAUGUGGCCCCAGGGGGUGCUGGUGAAACACAGCAAGAAGGUGUACAAAGCCGUGGGCCAUUACAAUGUGGCUGUGCCAUCUGAUGUCUCACACUUCCGCUUUCAUUUCUUUUUCAGCAAACCGCUGAGGAUCUUGAACAUUUUAAUUCUGCUGGAAGGAGCUAUCAUCUUCUACCAGCUCUACUCACUCAUCUCGUCAGAGAAGUGGCACCAGACCAUCUCACUGGCUCUCAUCCUCUUCAGCAAUUAUUACGCCUUCUUCAAGCUGCUGCGUGACCGGCUGGUCCUGGGAAAAGCUUACGCAUACUCUGCCAGCAGAGACUCAGAGCAGAAGUUCCAUUAAAUUGCACUGCUGCUCAGCUUGUAUUACGGACAAAACCUUAAAAAAAAAACAAACACCCACACAAACAACCUCAGAGCUUUGUAUUUUUGUUACCACUGCUUUUUUUCUUUGAUAACUGAUGUAAUUAAAAGGAAAAAACAUAUUUUUGUACUCCCAA